UUCUUCUCAACCCCAAAAUCACUCUCGUCUCCGACCUUUUCACCUCCAUCGAACCGGUCGAGGUUUCGGAGCAAGCGAUAGAGCAAAGAUCGUCUCGCCAUUCACAGUCUCAGUCGCCGCAUGAUGCAGCGAUGGUGCACGAAGCUUCGUUCGCUGGCGCUUCAAUCGACUCGCUGUUCCUCGGCCUCGAGCUCUCGCCGUCUUCUCCACGCCUCCGCGCGCGUCCCGCCGCCCUCCGCAAUCUUUGCACUGCGUCGAACGCCGAACUUCUGUAAUGCGCCUCUUCUGAACUCUGCUCUUCAUGCGCACUACUCACCUCUCUGCUUUCGGUGGCUUCCUCAUAAGUUCUCCGCUCAAGUGCGGCACGUGUCGUCUCGAGACCGGAGGAAGAAGAGGAAGCCGAUGACGCCUAUGGUUUCCAAAGUGAAGAAGACAAAGAUGAAAUUUUAUUCAUCGUACAAGUCGAGAUUCAGACCAAUGAAUGAUGGGAAUAUCAGACGGUGGAAGGAAGGCAAACGCCAUAAUGCGCAUCUCAAGUCAAAGAAGUCAAAGAGGAGGCUGCGAAAACCAGCUACUGUGCCGUUGGCAUAUGCCAAGGUGAUGAAGAAGCUCAGCUUCUGCAGUUGAUCACUGCAGUCCAUUGCGCUGGCUGAGCUUGCAACUGGUGGAAAUGGUUGAACACCAACCUUUCUUUUUACUUUUGGGAAAAAAAAUCCUGCUCCUUUUUUCUGGGUUUAAGUCAGCCGAGUUUUUUGGUCGUACAACUUAACCGUGUAGCAACACUUGAUUUUUCUUUUCCCUUCUUUUGCUGGAUAAGCAACCAUUGAACAAUUGAUUCGCAAAUUAGUGAUGAUGACUCUGCCUUUGUU
This is a messenger RNA of Rhodamnia argentea, 869 nucleotides long. RefSeq lists its product as uncharacterized. Gene Ontology annotation, cellular component: ribosome. Gene Ontology annotation, molecular function: structural constituent of ribosome. Lineage: Eukaryota; Viridiplantae; Streptophyta; Magnoliopsida; Myrtales; Myrtaceae. The transcript is spliced from 4 exons. The coding region runs from base 121 to 627 and encodes 168 amino acids. Gene Ontology annotation, biological process: translation. The record is from RefSeq and is a predicted model, not a curated record.